This is a messenger RNA of Haliotis rubra (blacklip abalone), 3916 nucleotides long. RefSeq names its product lachesin-like. Gene Ontology annotation, cellular component: neuron projection. Bases 331 to 1593 code for a protein of 420 amino acids. Lineage: Eukaryota; Metazoa; Mollusca; Gastropoda; Lepetellida; Haliotidae. The transcript is spliced from 8 exons. The record is from RefSeq and is a predicted model, not a curated record.
UAGACAGUGAGAGAUCGUUACAGCGUAGCGCGCUGUGCGGAGUCGCUCGCUCAAGUCAGAUACUUUGGUGAGAGAUUUUGGACGGCGCUGUACAGCCGGCAAAAGUGCUGAGGAGGGCGCAUUGUCACGUGACCUGUGUGUAUGCAUCGCUGACUGUGUGACCACGCGAGUUGAACGGUCAAUAUGGAGGGUGAUAGUUGCCGAAGUGGAAAUCUGACCAUUCGGAGUGAUUGAAAACAGCUUUAAUCUUUUCCGGAACUAUUGGAUAAAACUUGUGACUGUUGUUUUCCUUUUACUGGAACAACGUGAUAUUACUGAGAUCUUCUCAGCAUGUGGAUUGUCGUUGUAGCAGUUGUGGCUUAUGUCAAAGUGUCCCUUGCCGCACAGGAUCCGACAUUUGAGACACCCGUGGUCAAUGUGACUGUUGUAGAGGGCGCGACGGCGGUGUUGCCAUGUAAAGUCAGUCACCUAGGGCGUCACAAGGUGGCGUGGACGGAUCAAUGGUCCACGCUGCUGGCGUUCAUGGACACGAGGAUUAUCGACGAUGAACGCAUCUCCGUGGACAGACCAUACGGCAACGACUGGAACCUCCACAUCUCGGGGGUGAAGCUCGAUGACCAGGGCAUCUACAACUGUCAGAUCAACACGAAACCAGUCAAGAUACAAACAGUCGUCCUGAAUAUACUAGUUCCUCCGAGGAUUCUUGGGGCGCAGUCGGAUACUGAGGUUGUGGUCAACGAAGGACUGUCGGUCAGUCUGUCGUGCAACGUGUCCGGAAUUCCUCGACCAACGGUCAUGUGGUACAAAAAACCCACACAGCCAGGUCAAUCGAAAGAUAGUGAGUUCUGCCCAGCAACAGCUAGGAUCGGUUUCUCUGGAGAGGUGCUGAUGAUCCACAAUGUCACACGCCAUUGCGGAGGCAAGUACGAGUGCGUGGCCGACAACGGUGUACCUCCAGCUGUCAAACGUCAGAUCAACGUGGGGGUCAAAUUCCCGCCAGAGAUUCAUAUUCAUAACAAAAGAAUUGGUCAAGUUCGUGGCAAGGACACAAUCCUGGAGUGUGUUGUGACCGCACACCCCCAGGGCGUGAGUGUGUGGAAGUUUGAGAACAGACAGUUACCUAAAGCCCUCCAGAAGUACCGAGUCGAGGUGUUCGAAGAAGGGAGCCACACCAUUACCCUAAGUCUCCGGAUCAGUAAACUAAAUGAGCAUGAUUACGGGGAAUACACGUGUGUUGCUUCUAAUUCCAUGGGCAGCGAUUCUAAAAGAACGCUUCUCUACGAGCAUAUAAUACCUACGAAACCACCUACUACAACUACCACGACAACGAGAGCCACAACAACGUCGUUGCGCCCCACACAAGGGAAGACAGACCAGAUACCUGGCUACGAUUACCCGUCAGAGAACGGCCCACCCGAGUACAUACCCAGACCAACAUUAAAAAAGGUCCAUCCGUUACUACCGGGUGGGAAGAAUGACCCGAUAGUCGUCGGCUCAGCCGGAAGUAAAGGGCCAGAAUCCGGAGCCAGGAAAAAUUCAGUUUUCAGCACAGUUUUGCUAAUGUGUAUAUUUUCUCUGUUAAAUCCCCUUUAAAAGUUCUGGAAUCACAGUUACUUGUACAUAAUAGUACGAAUAUAAGAAGGAUAAAUGUACACCUGUUUUUACAAAAAUGUGCAAUAUGAUUCAUAUUAAGUCCAGUAAGUAAUAUGCUUAUUUUACAGUUGUACUGUGAGACUAAAACAUAAUAAUAAACAUCAUAAUUUUUCACCUCGACGUACAGGUCCAAAUAUUUGCAACAUUCCGCGUUUUCAGUAUUCUGGUGCACAAAGGAAAGGAAAGAAGCGCACGUAAAAUGACCACGACGUUGCGUACGAUGGUGCGGUUGGCAGUUUCUCGUAGUCGGGGUGACGUCAGUGAUAACUGGUCGUGUUUGUGUUGAAGGUGUCGCUACAGACGCUGAUGCUUUAAGCAAUAUAUUUAAUGUAUUUCUUCGUGUUGUGAGAGACGGAUACAGGAUACUAUUUGCCUGAAUCUAUGUGUCCUUGAGAUCGUGGUAUCCGUUGAUAGGCAAGUCAUGCUUUGUGCUCGAUUAAAAAUAGUCUAUAUUCUUUCGAUUGUGUUCGAAGCCAGGUUAAGAUCGAAAGAUCAUUUUUUCAAACCCUAGCAGAUAAUGGUAAUUGGAUUAUCAGGUUUACGCAUGCGUGAAUCCCCCCCGAAUAGGCGAACUUUGAACGUGUAUCGUCAUAUCGGGGAAGCCAUACAAACAGUUUAACAUAAUAAACUUUUUUGAAAUUUAUACUUUUUAAAAGUGAUCACCGCACUGAAUUAUCUAACAAUAGCUUAGCAGAGUUGCAUCCCUUGAUCCUUCAAGGAUCCGCUGCUUGUGGGUUCAAUUCUUUGUGGAUGAUCCCUAAUUUAUCGGUACAUAUCCAGUUCUUUGUGUAACUGAACACAAAGUUGUGAAAAAAAAUCGCGAAAUCAGAGAUCGCGCCAACUUUAGUCCAAUCUCAUCAUGUAUUUAAAGAAAUGAGCACGUUUCUUAUUGGACUUCUAUUUGUUUGCAUUCUAAGAUGUAUAUUUCUUCUGCACACAACAUACAACUUGUCUAAUUCAGUGUCUUGGUUUGACAUGUUUUUCAGGAACAUGUAUGAUACGACAAGCGUGUCACUUAUAAAGAGUCAAUUCUGGGAGAGCACUUUACAUAUCUUACUUGUUGUCUUGUAAUCUCAACACGUGCGUGUGUUAAACACAGAGUUCCAUUGUGAACAUGUGGGGUGGGGUGGGGGGAGUGUAAUGGAACAUAACAUAGGAAAGUCCAACGCGGUGUGUCUACAGAUUUCUUUUAGUUAGAACUAGGCAGUGUUUGUUGAAAUGACAGUUCUGCCAACCUACAAUCGGAUAUGUUAUCAUUUCCACUUACACCCGAUCGAGGCUUGUGCAUGGUGGACUUUGGCGGAGCUACUGGUCUUUGAUAUCGUGGGGUGGGGUGGGUGGGGGUGUUUUAGCCUAAUGCAGGGCCCGCACAGGCCUGGAUAACUCAUGGAAUUUCGGGCUUUCUGGAAAAGUCAUGGAAAAUUGAAAUAAAUGUCGUAUUCAUGGACAAAGCAUGGAAUAUUUAUAUAUUGACCGGUAAAUAUUGACUAAGUGGUUAAAGCAUUCGCUCGUCACCGAAGACCCGGGUUCGAUUCCUCACAUGGGUACAAUGUGUGAAGCCCAUUUCUGGUGUUCCUCCGCCGUGAUAAUGCUGGAAUAUUGCGUAAAGCCAUACUCACUCACUCACUCACUGGUUAUCGUAGAUCAUUGAGGGUGAAGAUAGAUUUCAGUGUUGGAUGUGGGUAAAAUGGGCGGAAUGACGUUAGUAGGCUGUCAAUCGUUUAGACCUUAUUAGAUUAUUGCAACGGGCUGCUUGUAGGUCUUAACAUAGCUCAGCAUAAAAGACUGCAGAAAGUACAGAAUACGGCCUCCCGCAUAAUUUCGUUACAGUCAAAAUCAUGUCGCAUUACUCCAGUCCUCAAAUCACUUCAUUGGCUUCCAAUUGAAUAACGUAUCAACUUUAAAGUUCUCUGUACUGUCUACAAAUGCCUCCACAACCAAGCCCCAUCCUAUCUCACUGACUUGAUCGCUGUAUACACACCAGCCAAAACUCUUCGAUCUCAGAACCAGCUCCUACUUACUGUACCAACUUUCCGACUUUCCUCAUUUGGUAAACGAUCGUUCUUUCAUGCAGCCCCAAGACUAUGGAAUUCAUUGCCAGUCCACUUCAAAGACUCUGAUUCUCUGACAGCUUUCAAAUCACAACUUAAGAAAUACCUUUUCUCCUCUGUAUAUAACUGACUCUCUCCCUCUUCCCCCUGCGCUUUGAGCAUGCACUAGUGUGUUGAUUAUAGCGCAUAACAAAUGUCCAUUAUUAUUAUUA